Messenger RNA from Planococcus citri (citrus mealybug), 1166 nucleotides. RefSeq names its product tRNA (guanine-N(7)-)-methyltransferase non-catalytic subunit wuho (gene wuho). The transcript has a single exon. The record is from RefSeq and is a predicted model, not a curated record. Gene Ontology annotation, cellular component: nucleus; cytosol; tRNA methyltransferase complex. NCBI's taxonomy places the organism in Eukaryota, Metazoa, Arthropoda, Insecta, Hemiptera, Pseudococcidae. The coding region runs from base 9 to 1088 and encodes 359 amino acids. Gene Ontology annotation, biological process: RNA (guanine-N7)-methylation; tRNA modification. Gene Ontology annotation, molecular function: protein binding.
AAGGUAAUAUGGCCGCUUUGAUCGUACGUAACGGUACUCUCGGUAUAUACAAUAAUACAUGUAACUUUGUGCUCGAUUAUCAUAACGAUACACACCAGCACCUUAGCAUACUUCCUACGCCACCCAUUCAGUCGAGCACAGACAGUUAUCUAGGUUUGGUAACUUAUUGCUCGGCUUUCUCCAGCGACAGCAGUUACUACGCUGUAACCGAUCAAAAAACACUUUAUAUUUGGUCCACUCGAACAUGGGAAUUGGUAACCAAAACGCUGGAAAGAUCAGCCAGUAAGAUUACGUUCACGCCUCGAGAUGACGCCGUCGUAGUAGCCGAUAAAACAGGAGACGUUUACGUAUACGCGUUAUCGGAAAGUACGCCUAAAGGUACCCGAAUCUUGGGUCAUCUAUCUAUUCUACUCGACGUACUAGUUACGCCGGAUUCCAAGUACAUAAUAACUUGCGAUCGCGAUGAAAAAAUACGAGUGUCGUGUUAUCCGAACGGUUACAAUAUUCAGUGUUUUUGCUUAGGCCAUACCGAAUUCGUCACCAGGAUUACUUUUUCACUCAACACGCUGGUAUCGUGUUCGGGCGACGGUACCGUUAAGUAUUGGUCAUAUUUAGACGGCAAGGAAUCGUACAGUUAUGAUAUUUCGAAAGAUCUUCAAGAAGAAACGCAUCUCGAUCAAUACCUUAUCACGAAUAUUGCAACUAUAGACUAUCAAGAUUACUCUACGAUUUGCCUAUCUGUUCAUAAAUACAACGGCGUUCUCGUUUACAAAUCUAAACGCUACGACGGCGAUAAAAUCAGCGUCGAAAUUGUACAGAAGAUUCAAUGCGAAGAGCCUUUAAACAUCGCCACCAAUACACAUUCUUUAUGGAUCCUGAGUAACUCGGAAUCUUCGAUAUUAUCAGUAUGGUCUUGGAAUACGAUCGAUAAGUUCGAGAGAACUCACGAUAAAUACGAAAAUAACGCGAUUAACGUUGUGAAUAGAGAAUGCUCGAAGCUGAUAAAAGCUUCGUUCGUCGAUCUCAGCGUAUUAUACAAGAAAUAUCAAAUGAAUGAAGAAAAACGCAAGAAGAUUCGAUUACAAUGACCAUCGGUUUCAUUUUUUUAUAUCCUAUCAUGUUUGUUCGAUUGCUGUUCAAAUAUACUGUUUGUUUUUCAAGCCAAA